Molecule: messenger RNA, 672 nt
Organism: Mycena indigotica
Lineage: Eukaryota; Fungi; Basidiomycota; Agaricomycetes; Agaricales; Mycenaceae
Exons: 2
Coding region: 151-672 (173 amino acids)
Source: RefSeq, a predicted model, not a curated record
UGCAUUGAAGGCCCUGCCACAUCAUUGCCACAACCCACUGCCCACACCAUAAAAAGUCGCGUCUGGCGCGUUUUCGUCCUUUCCCACCCAACUAUCCUACGACUCCACUCUUACACUACUCCUCCUUUUACUCCCACCUCCACGCAAACAAUGACAAACGACGACGCAUCCGACUUUUCGCUGUCAACACUGUCGUUGAACUCGAACAGCUCACAGUCAGAGGACUGGGACCGUUCGCUUUCGAUGGAUGGCUCAACACCGCCUUCUCCGGGCUCUCAAUCGCGGCCUCUUGCGACUACCACACCUCGAAACUCGGUUGUGUUCCCGGCUGGGAGCGGGGAUGCGGAUGCUACACCGGGGAGACCGGGUACAGAAUCGGGCAAACGCUCACUCAGCGAGCUGAUGCGGUUGCAUGCUGAGAAGGGGACCGCCUGCAAGUUUACUCCAGAGGAAGCGUCGAGGAUAGGCGACGUUCUCCGCGACUGGAUAAACGCCGGGUCGUCGCCAUAUGAAGGAGAAGACGAUUUCUUCGCGCAAGGCUCGCAGGAUGACCUUGCCAUGCUUGCCUCAGCGUCCAAAUCGGCAGUGAAAGACGGCCGGCCAAGAGGGCAAAGCGACACUUCCUCGUCGCAUUCAAGACCGCCCAGCGCCGCUGGCUCCUUCAAAUCAUAG